AUGUUAUCUACUACACAGUCAGUCACAGAACAGACUGAAGUCACGCUGAAAAAAGUAGAAGACGUUGAAAUAGAGAAUGACGAAGAAACUCCAUAUACAAUAUUCACCUCAUACGACCGAUUAGUAUUAAUAAUAAUUCUUUCAUUAAUUGGGUUCUGGAGCACGAUAUCAAGUCCAAUUUAUUUCCCAGCAUUACCUACACUAACAUCAUAUUUCCACACAACCUCAUCAAUCAUGAAUAUAUCUGUUGUGGCUUAUUUAAUUUUCCAAGGGAUUGCUCCAACAAUCUCUUCUAAUCUAGCAGACACAUUUGGAAGAAGACCAGUGAUACUAGCGAGUAUAUUGGUAUUUUGUGCCUCUUGUGUGGCCCUCUCACAAACAAAUGUUUAUUGGUUACUAGCGGUAUUACGUUGCCUCCAAGCAGCAGGGAUAGCUGCAGUAAUUUCUAUAAGUUCAGGGGUAGCAGGUGAUGUAUGCACAAGAGCUAAUCGUGGUAGUAUGGUAGGAGCAGUUUCUGGUUUACAAUUAGUUGGUAAUGGAAUUGGUGGCUUAGUAGGUGCCGGCUUGAUCAGUUCGUUUAAUAGUUGGAGAUCAAUAUUUAUAUUUUUAACUAUUGGAGGUGGAGCUACAUUUAUACUUGCAAUUUUCGUAUUACCAGAGACCUCAAGAAAACUAGUGGGAAAUGGAUCAGUUGUUCCUAAAAACGUUUUAAACAAAUCGCCGUAUAUUUAUCUUCCACGUUUUAGGAAAAGAAUGAAUAAUGAUAUAACUACAAUAGUCCCAGCAACUGGAUUUGAUUUGUUAGGUCCAAUGAAAAUUUUUUUCCGAAAGAAUGUCUUUUGCACACUUUUACCAGUGGGGAUACAUUUUGCAGCAUGGACUAUGGUUUUGACUUCGUUGUCGACAGAAUUAGAGUCUAGAUACCAUUACAGCGUUAUGCAUGUAGGUUUGAUUUAUCUUCCUCAAGGUAUUGCUUGUAUCGUUGGAUCUUUGGUAGUGGGGAAAUCUAUGGAUUGGUAUUACCGAUACAGAAAGACAAUAUAUGAUAAACAAGUUGAAAGUUUACCAUUAGACGAAAGACCACAAUUCAAUAUUGUGGCUACUAGGCUAACUCUAGGUGUUGUUCCUGCCUUGCUAAUGAUCAUUGGAUUGGUAAUAUUUGGUUGGUGCAUUCAAUUUAAACGACAUAUAAUAUCAAUUAUAAUAUCUACUAUCCUAGUAUCGUUUUCUGCAUCGGUUUUUAUUGGUAUUUGCACAACCAUGUUGGUCGAUUUAUAUCCUAAUAACGGAAGUGGAUCUACCAGUUGUCUUAAUUUGAUGAGAUGUUGGUUAGCAGCAUUAGGGGCAGGGGUUUUAGACAGUAUGAUAAAGGCAAUGAAUGUCGGGGGGACAUACACAGUGAUUGCCGGGUUUUGCAUUCUAUUUGAUCUAGCAUUGAUUUAUGUUUUACAUAAUGCUAAUAAAAAGUUUAGCAAUAAUGGGACCACCACCAUGUCCACAACCAAACAAUAG
Candida dubliniensis CD36 is the source of this 1512-nucleotide messenger RNA. It is a transcript of the gene QDR2, whose product is annotated as Qdr2p. The transcript has a single exon. Gene Ontology annotation, molecular function: transmembrane transporter activity. Gene Ontology annotation, biological process: transmembrane transport. The record is from RefSeq and is a predicted model, not a curated record. NCBI's taxonomy places the organism in Eukaryota, Fungi, Ascomycota, Pichiomycetes, Serinales, Debaryomycetaceae. Bases 1 to 1512 code for a protein of 503 amino acids.